This is a messenger RNA of Strongylus vulgaris, 345 nucleotides long. The record is from the annotation of a GenBank genome assembly. NCBI's taxonomy places the organism in Eukaryota, Metazoa, Nematoda, Chromadorea, Rhabditida, Strongylidae.
AUGACCGAGUAUUUUGGAAAAAUUACAGAGGAUAGCGUUCGGUCGAAUUUUGUGCUCAUCUAUGAGCUUCUUGAUGAGCUCAUCGAUUUUGGCUACCCUCAAAUGACUGAUGCUGCAGCGUUGAAGACGUACAUAACACAAGCCGGAGUUCGUGGUGUGACAAGAGAAGAACAACAGCAGAUCACUAGUCAGGUGACCGGGCAGAUCAGCUGGCGACGUGAAGGUAUAAAAUAUCGUCGAAAUGAACUUUUUAUCGAUGUUGUGGAGUGCGUCAAUCUUUUAAUGAACCAACAAGGUCAGUGCAAUAAGCUCAAUAUUAUAAUUGGAACGGAUACUUUGAAGUAA